Ananas comosus (pineapple) is the source of this 1944-nucleotide messenger RNA. Its product is annotated as protein PHYTOCHROME KINASE SUBSTRATE 4-like. Gene Ontology annotation, biological process: phototropism. The coding region runs from base 468 to 1670 and encodes 400 amino acids. The record is from RefSeq and is a predicted model, not a curated record. NCBI's taxonomy places the organism in Eukaryota, Viridiplantae, Streptophyta, Magnoliopsida, Poales, Bromeliaceae. The transcript has a single exon.
GGUGUGCAGUUAAUUAAAUAUUACAGUUGUAGCAUGCUAAUAAAUCAUGCGUGUAUACUAACUUGAUGUAAUGUGAAUCCGUCCAAUAUAGUGGUAAGAACGGUACUCACAAGAGGGGUAGCUUAGGCAUUUUCCAUGCAAAUAAUAAACAAAUCCCACGCCGUAAGAAAACUUUUACAGAUGAUGAUCCUCACUAAACGUCUCAUCUAUUGUCGAUGUGCAUCAUGUGCUCAAACCCAAAUCAAAUGCGAAUCCCUCGUAAUCUUUUUUUUCUUUUAUUUUAUUUUCUUUUCUUUUCCAGAUGUAAUUUUCCUAAUCCAACGCAGAGUAGCGCAAUUCCAAACCUCCGAGAAGUAUAUAUAUAUAUAUAUACAGCCCCCCUAGAAGUUGCACUCACUUUCAUCUUCUUCCUCCUCCUCCCCCACCCAUAUUCCUCUUCUCUCACACGAACAGAAGCGUAAGUAACCAUGGAUAGAUACAGGAUCACCCCAACAUGCCACACGCACCUCUCUCCUCCCCAGCCCACCAACCUAUCCAAACCUCCUCCGCCAUCCCUCUCCUCGCCCCCUCUCUUUCGCCUUCGCCGCACCGAAGAGGCCGAACUCGGCAUCUUCGGCGCCGAGCGUUACUACGGCGCCGGCCACAGCAGCUCCGCCACGAAGCGCCCCGCCGUCCUGGCCAGCCCGCGCCCCUCCUCCGUCGACGGCUACGGCCGAAUUUACCGAAACGAGUCGGCGGGCACCCCCACCGCCUCGUCGGUGGCGAGCUGGAACAGCCACUCGGGGCUCCUCGCCAAUGCGCCGCGCUCCGUCGCCGCGUUUCCGUUGAAGGGCCCGCGGAAGGGCAAUUACGCCGCCGUCGGGAGGCGGCUCUUCCGCCGCAGCUGCUUCUGCGGCGGCGGCGGCGGCGGCGGCGGCGGCGCCGUCGAAGUCGCCGAGAAGUUCUCCGAGCCGAAGAGCCCGCUUCGGCCGAGCUCCGUUUACGGGAACUCGAAACAGAGCGUUGAGACCACCGUACGCGUCGCAGCUACUGGUGAUAGAGAGACGAAGCGCGAAGUGGGUUUCGAGGAGGGGAUGAAGGUGAGGAUAACGCCCGGGAAUUGGCCCAAAGGUGACAACUUUACCCACCGCUCCACGUUGUACUACGCAAAGAAGCCACUUUUACUAGCGGAGAUCGGGCGUAGGAUGGUGAACAGCGCGGAGAGAGGAUCCGUCGACGGGCCACGCGCGCCCGAGAACGCCCCCACCGCCGCGGCGCCCGACGACGCGGCGAGCGACGCGAGCUCGGACCUCUUCGAGCUCGAGAGCUUCUCCGCGCAGCGGCGCCAACGCGGCUCGCUCGACGAGCUCCUCGACCCGCGGCGGCGCCUCGGCGGCGCGGCGGCGAGCGAGUGCGCGUACGCGCCGAGCGAGGCCAGCGUGGUGUGGAGCGUGGCCACGGCGGAGCCGCCGGGGCUCGACCGGACCGGCUCGGCCCCCGGGGAGCUCCGGUUCGAUCCGGCCGAGCGCGACCGGUUCAGGAUGUCGCUGCUCAGCUGCCGGUCUGACGAGGCGGUCUCCGUCGGGCCCGGGCCGGUCCGAUUCGGGCCCGAGCCGGGGAGGGUUACUGCGAACGGGAAAGCCGGGGAGCUUCGCUCGGUUCGGAUACUCGGUCCGGCUCGGGCGAAGUAGACCGGCCGGUUCAUUUGGGGAGUUAUCAUGCGUUAAUAAGUAGAUUUGGUGUUAGCUAUGUUGGUUUGUAGGCUUGAUGAUAAUUUAAAAUUAGGAGGGCCAUAUACUGAGUACGAGCAUAAAUAUAUAAAUUUGCUGUUAGAGAGCUUUUUUAAAUGUAAGUGUUAUAUCACUAUUUCUUCACUAUUUCUUUAUUUGGUGGAACCGUGGAACCAGUCCGUUUCAUUCAAGAUUUGUAAUAUUACCAAAUGUUGUAUAUUUUGUAUUUAAAAUA